CCUUUCCUCCCUCGCUCGCUGCUCGCUCGCCGCUUGGUCACCGGAUCGCGGGUGUGAUUAUCCAUCGACAUCGCGCACCUGGUUCCAAUUUCAUAAAUAUCUGAGUUAAACUUUAAGAAAUCACAUCACAAUGACUGCUGUCAAGGGCUCCGGAGAUGGAAGAAGGGUUACUUCAAACGCUUUCAAGGAUAAAAGCAAACCCACCGACAUCCGCAGCAGCAACAUUCAAGCGGGGAAAGCUGUUGCUGAUGCUAUUCGCACCAGUUUGGGCCCUCGUGGCAUGGACAAAAUGAUCCAAUCUGCCAAUGGGGAAGUCACAAUUACAAACGAUGGAGCCACUAUUUUGAAGCAGAUGAACGUUGUUCAUCCUGCUGCUAAGAUGCUGGUUGAGUUGUCCAAAGCACAAGACAUUGAGGCUGGUGAUGGAACAACCUCUGUGUGUGUAGUUGCUGGAGCUCUCCUAGAGGCAGCUGAGAAAAUGCUCCAAAAGGGAAUUCACCCAACUGCAAUCUCUGAUGCCUUCCAACGUGCGGCUUCUAAGUCUAUUGAAAUCUUGAGGGGAAUGUCUGUGCCGGUCAAUUUGACUGACAAGGAGUCCCUUAUCAAGUCAGCCUCUACAUCUCUUAACUCCAAGGUGGUGUCCCAGCAGUCUAGUCUUCUUGCUCCUAUCGCUGUUGAAGCUGUCCUCAAGGUGGUGGAUCCCCAGAAGCCUACCUCUGUUGACCUGAAGGACAUCAAAGUAAUUGAGAAAAUUGGUGGAACAGUGGAGGACACCGAGCUUGUUGAUGGAUUAGUGUUUACUCAGAAGUCUGCUGGUGUCAAUGGCCCGAAAAAGGUGGAAAAAGCCAAGAUUGGUCUCAUCCAGUUCUGCAUCUCUCCACCCAAGACUGAUAUGGAUCACAAUGUCAUUGUGUCUGACUACGCUGCCAUGGACAGGGUUUUAAAAGAGGAACGUGCCUACAUUUUGAACAUUGUGAAACAAAUCAAAAAGUCUGGUUGUAAUGUGCUGCUUAUUCAAAAGUCAAUUUUGAGAGAUGCUGUAUCCGAUCUGGCUCUUCACUUUUUGGAUAAAAUCAAAGUUAUGGUUAUUAAAGAUAUUGAAAGAGAAGACGUUGAAUUUGUGAGCAAGACCUUAGGAUGCCGCCCCAUUGCUAGUCUUGACCACUUUUUACCUGAACACUUGGCCAAUGCAGAGCUGUGUGAAGAGGUGCUUACAGGGACUGGCAAGUUUGUCAAAAUCACUGGUAUUCAAAACAUGGGUCGCACCAUGACUGUUCUUGUCCGAGGCUCCAACAAACUGGUUUUGGAAGAAGCUGGUCGGUCUCUGCAUGAUGCUCUUUGUGUCAUCCGGUGUCUCGUGAAAGAAAAGGCCCUCAUUGCUGGUGGAGGAGCACCGGAAACCGAAAUUGCUCUGAAGUUAACUCAGUAUGCCCAAACAGUGACUGGAGUUGAUGCGUAUUGUUUCAGGGCUUUUGCCAAUGCUCUUGAGGUUGUCCCUGCAACUCUAGCCGAAAAUGCAGGCCUCAACCCCAUUUCAACUGUAACAGAGUUGAGGAACCGCCAUGCUGAGGGUGAAACUACAGCUGGAAUCAAUGUUAGAAAAGGAUGCAUCACAAACAUUUUGGAAGAAAAUGUUGUGCAGCCCCUGCUUGUCACAACCAGCAUUAUCAACUUUGCCACUGAAACUGUUAGGAGCAUCUUGAAAAUUGAUGAUAUUGUUAACACAGUCCAGUAAUGUGAUUUUCCAUUGUGCCUAGAGGCUACUUAAUUAAUUUGAACACAGGCACCUCCCAGUGACGCUUCUCAACUGUUAGUAUUAACAUCAACUGAUUGUUUUGUUAACUUUAUAUUUAUUCAUGCUUCUCACCUAAAAUGUUUACUAGAAUUCUUCGUAAAUUUAUUAUU
Messenger RNA from Thrips palmi, 1905 nucleotides. RefSeq names its product T-complex protein 1 subunit delta (gene CCT4). Gene Ontology annotation, biological process: protein folding. Gene Ontology annotation, cellular component: chaperonin-containing T-complex. NCBI's taxonomy places the organism in Eukaryota, Metazoa, Arthropoda, Insecta, Thysanoptera, Thripidae. The record is from RefSeq and is a predicted model, not a curated record. Gene Ontology annotation, molecular function: ATP-dependent protein folding chaperone; ATP binding; ATP hydrolysis activity. The transcript has 11 exons. The coding region runs from base 131 to 1735 and encodes 534 amino acids.